Messenger RNA from Bombus pyrosoma, 1518 nucleotides. It is a transcript of the gene Ufd1-like, whose product is annotated as ubiquitin recognition factor in ER-associated degradation protein 1. Gene Ontology annotation, cellular component: VCP-NPL4-UFD1 AAA ATPase complex. Lineage: Eukaryota; Metazoa; Arthropoda; Insecta; Hymenoptera; Apidae. The record is from RefSeq and is a predicted model, not a curated record. Bases 1 to 897 code for a protein of 298 amino acids. The transcript is spliced from 5 exons. Gene Ontology annotation, molecular function: polyubiquitin modification-dependent protein binding.
AUGACUUUUCACUUUCAGUUUGGAUUUAACAUGUUUCCGGAGAUUGUCAGACCUUUCAACAACCACUAUAGAUGUUUUUCUGUGUCAAUGUUACCGGGUACAUAUCGACGAGAUGUAGAACGUGGAGGGAAAAUAAUCAUGCCACCCUCAGCUUUAGAGCAUCUCACAAGAUUAAAUAUUAGAUUUCCUAUGUUAUUCAGAUUAAGUAAUGAAAAAACGAAUAGAAUUACUCAUUGUGGAGUUUUAGAGUUUGUUGCGGACGAAGGAAGAGUUUAUUUACCUUGUUGGAUGAUGUAUAAUCUUCUAUUACAAGAAGGAGAAUUAAUAAAUGUUGAAAGUGUAAAUUUACCUGUUGCAACAUUUUCACGUUUUCAACCACAAUCCGAAGAUUUUUUAGAUAUCACAAAUCCUAAAGCUGUUUUAGAAAAUGGAUUAAGAAAUUUUGCUUGUCUUACAACAGGUGACAUUAUUGCUAUAAAAUACAAUCAAAGAAUAUAUGAAAUGUGUGUUUUGGAAACAAGACCAGGUCCAGCAGUCACUAUCAUAGAAUGUGAUAUGAACGUUGAAUUUGCUCCACCAUUGGGAUAUGUAGAAAAAGAGACUAAAAAGGAUGAAAAUGUAGUAGAUCCUGCAGAUUUAAUGCCAGCACCAUCUGGUUUUGUGCCAUUCAAAGGAGAAGGUAAUAGAUUAGAUGGCAAAAAACGUAGAGAUUUUGCAAAACCAGAAGUUACUACAAGUAAACCGGCUUAUGUUAGAGGAAUACCAGAUUAUGAUUAUAAAAUAGGAACACUUACGUUCUUGCGCAUUAGUAAACCUGUUAAUAAUAAAGAGGCAAAAGACCCAGAUGAAUUUAAAGCAUUCACUGGUGAAGGUUUUUCUCUUAGGAAAUCAAAGUAAUUAAAUAAUUGGUUUAUUUAUUUUCAUACAAUUACAUGUAUUUGUAAAAAAAUUUCACCACUUCGAUCUUUAUCCACUGCCUGCAAUUUUAUAUUUAAUGAUAUAUUGAAAAUAUAUUUUAACACAUAUUAACCCAUUGGGACGGCGUCUGUACACUGUACGGUUUCUCAUUUCGUUUCCACUAGCCACGGUUCGUGCAGCGUACGGACCGUCACGUCGCGUGUCGUACGGACGCUUGAUACGCCGCGUCAUUUAUUUUCCUACGUCUAUGUAUCGUAUUUCACAACAUUUUUCAAGGAUGGUUGGUAAUAAUGUUCGUAAUAAUGUUUUGAUCUUUGUAAAGACCAAAUCUUUCGAAUUCUUUUCUGGAGUCGCAAUUUAGCUGUAACAGUCGUCUUGCAAUUAAGUACGCCUUCAACAAGUCAAGAAAUCGCUAGUAGAAAUUUAGUAGAAAGUGAAAAUGAGAGUGAUUCCGAUGAAAUAAUUGAUGAUCAAACAAUCGUAAGUACGAUUACUGAUGCAUUCUUAACUCAUUUUGGAAAUCUAUAUGUCACAAAAUAUCGUCGGUUGCACAAAAAGAAAUUGCGAAUCGUAUGUCGUCCUCAAUGGGUUAAUUUAUAU